GAAUACUCCGAGCGAGUUAGAGUCUUUCCUUCAACGGCAAAACCAAAACCUCUCAAGAGUUCCUUUUAUUGUUUUUUCAACAUCACUCUCCAUUUUUUGUAAAAAUAAAAAUAUCUAAUUUUUCUUGUGUGGCUCUCCAAACAUUUUCACGAAUGUUGUUCAUCAUCAACAUGAAGACCAUUCCACAUUCAAUUCUUAACCCAUAUUCGAAGAUUCACUCAAUUUUUGGGUCUUUUUUUGAUUUUUUUAUUCCGAGAAAAUCCCAAACGGAUAAUGCACACAAGGUGUUCGACAAAAUUCCCCAAUACUCAAAAUUGUGGGUCUCUCUCUGUUUGUUUAAGGCUUGUGUCACGUGGCUCUCACGUGAUAUAAAAAGCCAGCCUCUUCUUCUUCAGUACCUUACGGUUAUAAUCGUUGAUUGUUCCCGCCUCUACUCUCACAAAUCUCUCUGAAUCAUCGUGAUCCACAAAACAAAACCUUCGAGAGCAAGAAUCAUCGUGAAGAAUCGUUACUAUGGCGUCUUCUUUCAAGAAGGAUGUUAUGGCGGAAAGACUCUACAAAGACGCUGAAGAUCUCAUCGCUAAAGGAAAUCACAUCAAGGCCUUGGAGAUACUUGAAGAUUUGAUUUCAAUCCAUUGGAAUGCCAAUGACGCAUGGCUUCUUCAUAUCGAACAAGGUAAUGUUUUCGUAGACCUAGCUGAAAAAGCAGAGGACCGUGACAUGGAAGUCGCAUACUUGUUGGGUUGUGUUGCUUGCUUUUCGCAACAUGUGACGGUAUUUGAACUUUGUGCACAAUCACUCUUCAUGUUGGGCAGAAACCUUGCGUCUGUGUCACAUUACAAGAAAUGCUUGAAGAAAGCAAGAGAGGCUUUAUCUGAUAGUAACUCUAAGAAACUGAGUUCUUCUACUCCAGUGGCUUUCCGAGCCAUAGUAUCCCGAAAGAAGAAAGACCUCGAGGGUUUUAUCGAAGAUGCAGAGUCCAUGAUCGCUGCUUCCAAGACUUCUCCUUUACAAAAACCUGAGCCAAAAGUUCGGGACCCAGAGAAAACUCCAGAGCCGUCUAAGGAUGAUUUUCAGCGGUUUAGGUCCUAUUGGGUGGGAUUGGAUGUUAAGAUCAAAAGGGACUUUCUGAAAGUAAGCAUUGCAAAGCUUACAAGUUUUGUCGGGGGAAUACGUAAAAGAAAGGCACAAGAAGCUUUGGAGCAAGCUCUAGCUUCCAAGAAAGACAGAAAAUGGACAUUCUGGAUGUGUAGAACUAAAUGUUCCAAGAGGUGCUCUAGUGUUGAAGAAUGUAGGAAGCAUUUUGAACAACAACACGAUGCAGAUUUCAAACCUUCUUCAGAAAAGGAUAUAGUCAAGCGGAUAGGAAAUAACUGGGCUCGUAAGAUAUCGCUUGGAGGUUGGGAACCUGUGGAUGCGGUAGCUGCCGUUGAAAUGAUCAAGAAUCAGCUCGCAGAUGUUAAAGCGUUUGCAUCUAAAUCUAAGAAUGGAUGGUCCUACGAAUGGCCUUUAGCUGUCGAUGAAGAGCGCAAGCAGUUACUCCAGGAAAUCAAAUUGCUCCUUGUCUCUUUUUGCGAGCUGAAAAUACUCUCUGGUAGCAUGCGAGACUGGGUGAUGCAUUUUCCAGUUAAGUAUCUUGCAAAACUUGAAGUUUCCAAACAAGGGCUUAUCGAUUCUCACCUAUCAGAAACACCUCAGAGUAUCUGUUUUCUGGAAUGUCAUGAACUCACUCGAAUCCUAGACUUUCUGAAAACCAUCAAGUGUAAAAGGAAUGAUGGUACAGAUCAGGUUUGCACAGCAGUAGAUAGUGUCUUAGGUCGUAUUCAAGUCAAAGUAAAGAUCGACUUUGACCCUCAGUUUUCAUUUCUGCUUUUAGAUAAAAGACUGCUGAAAAUCAAUGAUGUUCAAUUCGAUGAUGAUGAAGGGACGAUCAAUGUUUUGGAUCCCAGUGCUCACUACGCCAAGGCACCAGUUCAUGGAGAUGAUAUCAUAUCCUGGUUAACUGACUACAAUUCAGUAGAUAAGACCUUUCCCAGACCUAUCAGGGAACACAAUCUUGAUAUCUGGUUGGCUGUUUUGAAAGCUGUUCAGUUCACCUGUAGGACUCUGGGAAACAAAUAUGCAAAGAAAGUACAGGUCGUGGACUAUGAUGCAGCUCUUACUGAUGUCGAGAACAUGUGUGUGAGCGAAAAUGAAAGGAGAAAGAAUCUGCCGGAAGAUCAAUGGAGCAGAUAUGCAUCUCUUCUAUGCGAUGUGUGUGAAGAGAGAGUCCCCAAAAAUUCCCUUACUACAAAAUUAUUCGUGCGUGCAGUAAGAGAUGUUUUCGAAGGAGCAUUGCAUCCAACACUUGAUUUCCUCGAUUUAGAAGAUUGCUUGAAUUUUAUACGUGAGCACAAAAGUCUCAGUGACGAUAAAGUGUUGCAGGCCAUAGACCUUCUGAAAUCAGUGGUCACCCAAAAGGUUCUUUUAAUGGAUACAAAGAUCUUGCUGAUUGAUAAUUCAAGGAUAAGUUUGCUAAACAACCUCACAAGGCUUUCUGCUUUUGAUAACCGCACUUAUAUCCUUCAACUGCUUAAACCUUUCUUGCUGAACGAAAUUGUGAAUAUGGAAUCCAAAGCCAAGUCAGAUGCAGCAGAAGCAGAUCUUUUAAACGAGUUGGAGAAGGAGAAGCUACAACCGAAGGAGAAGCCACAAUCAAAGGAGAAGCCACAAUCAAAGAAGAGGAGAGAUAGAACCAAAAAGAAACCUUCAACGAGCAUAUCUAGUCUCCUUGAUAAGACUGUUGAACAUAAACCUGAGAGUACAUCUCCAUCACUAAGAACGGUUGAAGAAGAUUCUAUGGAACCAGAAGAUGCUCUUGCAAGUGAGACGGGUAGAUUGGAAAUUUCAUCCAAAACAGAAAUUCAAGAGGAAGCUACUAAAGAUGACCCUGAUAUGCAUAGCAGACAUGGAGAAGAUCCUCUGUCGGACCAUUUGGAGUCAGCAGCUGGAGAAGCUGCAGCCAGAUACAAUUCAGCUCUUGACAUGACGCUGAAGGCCCUCUUGAGUAUUAAGAUUUUCAAAGAAGAUUUGAUGCAGAAUAGUCAACAAAUUCAAGACCAGCGGCAAGAACAAGUUCCUACUGCACUACAAAAUUUAUUUACUGCUGUUGUUUCAGAAGCGAUUCAAGAUGAGGGAGUCUACAGUUGCCUCUUGAGUGACUUUCUGACUUCCCAAGAAGAAUUUCUUUCCAUGUCGAGUGAUGCUGCUAAGGUGGUUGUAGCCGUCCUUAAUCUUUGGCGUUGUUGGAAAAAUCCAGAAAGAGAAAGCUUGGUAACUCGCCUGUUUACGUUGGUGGAAAACAAAAGAAUGAGUUGUAGAAAAUGCAGAAGGAUUACAAAUUCUCCAGUGCAAAGUUCUUAUGGCAUUGUUAUGGCUGCAGAUUCGAUCAGAGAACUGAAGUGUGCUUUUGGGAAUAUAAAGUUUGUGGAUAUCCUUAAGUUGAUCCGCCUGGGAUAUAAAAUGUUAUGUGACAAUAAAAAAGGAGGUUGUGGUAAGAAAAGCUAUGUUGAUCACAUUAUACGUAGAUGCCCGCCUAUCUUUACCAUUGUGUUGGAAUGGGAGAAGAGUGAAACUGAGAAAGAAAUAUCUGAAACAACAAAGGCUUUGGACUGGGAGAUAGAUAUCAGCAGGCUGUACGAAGAAGGCUUAGAAACAAACACUAACUACCGGCUUGUGUCAAUGGUUGGUUGUGGUGAAGGAGAAGAAGAACACGUAUGCCUAGCUUAUGAAAAGAAUCGGUGGGUCAAUCUCAGACGUGAGUGUUUUGCAGGAGAGGAUGUUGGUGACUGGAAGAAUGUGGUCAGAUUCUGUGGAGAGAGGAAGGUUCGGCCAGAGAUUCUGAUAUAUGAAUCUGUCCGAUUGAUGGCCUAGGAAGUGACAGUAUUGUAUCAAAAUAUGGAGAAAUCCAGAAUCGUGUUCUGUUCUCUCAGGGAGGGUUCCCUUUGAAAUUACAUUUGUUAUCUACACAGAAUCCUUUUUCUUGUUGUUGUUGUUGAAUCUUGAUAAGAAACUUCAGAUUAUUUUUGGCUCUUGUAUCGUAUGACCUUACUCUUACAGCACCAAACAUUAUAACAGAGCUUUGAAUAA
Molecule: messenger RNA, 4128 nt
Organism: Arabidopsis thaliana (thale cress)
Lineage: Eukaryota; Viridiplantae; Streptophyta; Magnoliopsida; Brassicales; Brassicaceae
Product: Ubiquitin carboxyl-terminal hydrolase-related protein
Exons: 12
Coding region: 514-3912 (1132 amino acids)
Biological process (GO): protein deubiquitination
Molecular function (GO): cysteine-type deubiquitinase activity
Source: RefSeq, marked reviewed